AUGUGGCGACAGGUGCUGCUCUGUGGACUGAUCUUCGAACUAGUACGAAAUCUGGCGCUCUGGUUCGCCUUCCACCAACCCAGAUCGGAGCUCGAUGCGCACUCGCUGCCAACAAGUUUGUUACAACGUGGAGCGCGUUCCGCCCGUUUCCGUUUGCACGUUUGGCGGCACCGAACGGCGGGCGUCGUCUCCAAGCAGUACACGGAACACGUCUUAGAAGUGCGCUCACCGUUCUGCUUUAACUCGACCAACGCAGUGCUCUUUAUCGAAGCGAGUGGUUCCCAGAGGUCCGUGGACCCCGACGCAACGCACCGUGUGCAGAGCUUCCUCCAGCAAAAGCGCGUUCGAGUCGAGCGGGUCACGUCGCUGGAACCCGUACGACGCGCGAUUCCCAACCUGACAAAUGAGACGCUUGUCCUCAACUGGUUCUCCAGGGCUGCCUACUUUAACCCGGCACAUUUCGCCGGAGAAUGGCUCGCGAACUGGGGCCUUCCCCGGCAGUUUGGCGCCUCGGAGGGAAAGCGCCACGCUCCGGUGGUGCUCUGGUGGCCAGCGCACGCCCAGCACGCAACCAGUCCGUUAUACGCCUGCGGCACUGAACGCGAUAACCAAAGCAUAUUCUGUGUAUAUCUGCAUGCAAUGGUGACUGCGUAUUCGAGGCAACAAGGCCGGGAGCUUCCGUUCCGGCGCAACACGGUGCUGUGCGGCUCUCGGCUGCUCCUGCCUGGACUCUUGAAAAGUCGUUUCUUUCGUUCACCAGCUGAUGCAAUGGCAUGGCGCGCAGCUGUACUCGAUCAUCUGGGUAUGAAGAGCGCACCAGCCCAGCGGACUAUGCUCCCAGCGGAUACCAGCGGUCGUGACCAGUGCAGGGCGGUCCCUUCGAUAAUGCCGCUGUGGCACCGACCGUCGCCACGGCUGCAGGUGACGUACCUUCGCAGAGGUGCGGAGAAGCGCUCGCAAGCCGCAUGUCGUCGUCGAUGCCUUGCGAACGAGGAUGCUGUGGUUGCAUUACUCCGCCGCUAUCGCGAGGCCUACGCCUACGACUUUACCAUUGUAGAGGCGAGCGCGAACGAUACCACGCGCAGCAGUGUUCAACGGCUGGUAGAGAUGAUUCAGCGAACGCAUGUACUGAUAUCCGUUCAUGGUGCCCAGCUCGUCUACGCUAGUUUACUACCACCGUGGCGAUCAGCGCUGAUCGAGCUCUUUCCCUACGGAUUCCAGCACGACAUGUACGCUCAUGCUGGCGGAGCUCCGGUCCAUUACUUCUCCGUAGAGGGUGAUUCGCCUCCGAUACCGUCGUCACCAUUACCUUUCUGGGAGCGCGAAACCGAUGACAUGGAUGCUGCGGACCUGGAUUUUGCGGCAGCGACGGCGACUGCGCACUAUCCCGAUUCCCAGACCAGCAGUCGUGUGUAUCUCCGGGAUCAGGCAGUUCAGGUACCGCUGCGUCCGCUGCGUCGUGCGCUCCAAGUAGCGCUGGCGACCCUGCGUGAUCAGGCCUGCACUGAGUCAUAG
This is a messenger RNA of Cyanidioschyzon merolae strain 10D, 1515 nucleotides long. RefSeq lists its product as hypothetical. Gene Ontology annotation, molecular function: glycosyltransferase activity. The record is from RefSeq and is a predicted model, not a curated record. Lineage: Eukaryota; Rhodophyta; Bangiophyceae; Cyanidiales; Cyanidiaceae. Bases 1 to 1515 code for a protein of 504 amino acids. The transcript has a single exon.